Messenger RNA from Sphaeramia orbicularis (orbiculate cardinalfish), 1105 nucleotides. It is a transcript of the gene fam174b, whose product is annotated as family with sequence similarity 174 member B. The transcript is spliced from 3 exons. The record is from RefSeq and is a predicted model, not a curated record. The coding region runs from base 383 to 793 and encodes 136 amino acids. NCBI's taxonomy places the organism in Eukaryota, Metazoa, Chordata, Actinopteri, Kurtiformes, Apogonidae.
GUUCAGCCCCAGGAUCCGUGGUCCAGCCUCCAGAGCUCUUCCGGAGGUGGAUAAUCCUCAUCCUCUACACGCAGCACUAAUGCAAUCAGGAAGGAAUCGCUAUAACUCACCUCAAAGGAAACACAUUUUGGACUCAGAUGCAAGAAGUGUAAUGUUUAGAACUGCGUCUGCGUGUAGAGAGAUGGAUAUGCGCGUCUUGCAUUUUCCUUAACCUUUUUUUUUUGUUUGUUUUUUUUGUUUUUUACAUAUACAUAUAGAGGCAAACUCUGACAUUGAAGAUCCGACUGUCUAGAAUGUGACAGCUGUUGUCGCGUUUCAUCUAGUUCGGUGGAAACGACUGUAUUUUUGAUUUCAUUGUUUAUUUUGCAUUCAAUCCAGCACCAUGAUGGUAUAUAAUCUGGCUUUAACUUUUAUUAUUGCUGCUCUUUGGAGGGUCAGUGCUGAGCCUAAAACUAUUUCUUCACCAUCGACGCAAUUAAAUUCAACAUCAUCAUCAGUCAUCCACGAAGAUGAACUGGCAAAUAAUGUCACGGAUGCAGCCGUGGGAUCCCGGAUUUCUACUCUAAUGACGCAUCUUCCAACUCUGAAAAACAUAGUUAUUUUUAUCUGCGUGUUAACAGCUGCUCUCAUCACAUUCCUGGUCAUCAAAGUGGUCAGAUCUGGCAGACGAAUCAGAAAAACCCGAAAGUAUGACAUUAUAACAACGCCUGCAGAGCGUGUUGAGAUGGCUCCUCUAAAUGAAGAAAAUGAUGAUGAGGACGACUCUACCCUGUUUGAUGUUAAAUACAGGUGAAUUCCUACAGGAUGUGCGACAGCUUCCUGCUUUGCCCGAAACAACUCAAGUGAUUUUUUUUUUUUCUUCUGUGUUGUCAAGUUUGACCAAAUCAGACACUUCUUCUGCUGCUUGUGCAUGGCUUCAGUCUGUGUUUAGAGGACAGGAGAUGCAUGGAUGUCAUCACUUGCUAUUUUACUGCCACUUCCAUCAUGUGGCCUGAAAAAUGACUUUUUGCUAUUACAGGUCACAGUGUUUUGUUUUGGUUCUUCUUUAACCCAUAAAGACCCGGUUCUGGUUGUGUGACAGUGCCCAAAUGAAUUUUUCUCUCAA